AUGAGUUCGAAUUUAAACACCAGAUCAGCGGGUAAGUAAUGUUAAUAUCUUUGAUUGGUUUUAUGUUUAGGAGUGAAGAGACUGCUACAAGAAGCUAAAGAACUGCAUAAACCAACUUAUAUGUUCUAUGCUAAGCCGUUAGAGGUAAUUUUAUCUUUUUUUGUCGUAUUUUCAACAGAAAUACAUCUGAUUUUUAUGGAUAAUAUGAAAAAUGCUAAAGAUAGUAUUAAAUUCGAUAGAAUUUGAUGAAAUACGAUAGAUUGGGACUUUAUCUUGCGGUGACAUCGAUUUUAUGCAAUUUUUUCAGGAUAAUCUAUUCGAAUGGCAUUUUACAUUCAGAGGGCCACCAGAUACUGACUAUGAAGGAGGGAUUUAUCACGGACGGAUUAUUUUGCCUCAUGAGUAUCCAAUGAAGCCUCCGAAUGUUGUUUUGCUUACGGUUAGUAAUUUCUCUAUUUUUUAUUAUUAUUUUAGGCCUGAAAAACUGCGAUAUUAGGCAUUUGACCUUGUUCUAAACCAUAAGCUAGUACAAUAUCUUCCACGUUUGUCUCUAAAUAUUGAAUUUUAGCCAAAUGGUCGAUUCGAAACGCACACCAAGAUAUGUUUGAGUAUUUCUGGCUAUCAUCCAGAAACUUGGCUUCCUUCCUGGUCGAUUCGUACCGCGAUCUUGGCUUUAAUCGGAUUCUUUCCAACUGAUGGGGCUGGUGCAUUAGGCUCAAUUGAGUGUUCUUCUGCGGUCAGAAAACGUCUGGCCACACAGUAAGGAUCUUUGAAAUUCCCUUUGAGCUUUAGAUAACAAAAAUAAGCCUGCGGAAGCGAAAUUGCGCUUAGAAUCGCAUCUUGAUUUUGUCAUAGGUGUACCUAUGAUAAUAUUAAACUUUUUACCAUUAUUAAAGAAGUUUUUAAGCUCGUAAUGACUAUAUUUCUAAUUUUACUAUAAUUGUUGUUUCAGGUCAGUCGAAACCAGUUGUGAAACUUGCGGAUGUUGCCUAAAAAACGUGCUACUACCCACAGAAGAUUCAGAAUCCUCGCAAAAGCCGUCAUCAUCAGGAGACAAGUCUGAUAUUCCCCAAAGUUCAUUUGCUGCUCCAAAGCCUAGUGAUGGUAACGUGCCAAGAAAUAGUGGUCAUGACGACAAUCUCCCAAGCGGUCACGAUGACAAAGCUUCAAGUCGUCAUGAUGACAAAGCUUCCAGUGGUCAGGAUGACAAGAAUGACAAACCAAAUGAAAGCGAAGAGAAUCCAAGUUCAAGUACGACUACUACAGACGAAUCUCGUCCAAGUUCGCAAAACUCGAAUCGGCGCCAAUCAUCUCCACCUACUAUAAGAUCGGGUCAAGCCCAACGACCUCGUCCAAACACCCCAAUCCCCUUGAAUGUCAUGGCUUUUGGAAUUUGCAUUUGUUUCGCUGCCUUUGUUGGCCUAUUGGCCAGAAAACUGACUUUUUAA
Messenger RNA from Bursaphelenchus okinawaensis, 1448 nucleotides. Lineage: Eukaryota; Metazoa; Nematoda; Chromadorea; Rhabditida; Aphelenchoididae. The record is from the annotation of a GenBank genome assembly.